Molecule: messenger RNA, 2667 nt
Organism: Argiope bruennichi
Lineage: Eukaryota; Metazoa; Arthropoda; Arachnida; Araneae; Araneidae
Gene: Maf1
Product: repressor of RNA polymerase III transcription MAF1 homolog
Exons: 7
Coding region: 487-1194 (235 amino acids)
Biological process (GO): negative regulation of transcription by RNA polymerase III
Cellular component (GO): nucleus
Molecular function (GO): RNA polymerase III core binding
Source: RefSeq, a predicted model, not a curated record
ACUGUCAAAUUAGAUGUAAAUAUUUUUGUGAAGAAGGUGACUUCUCAAACAAACAAGUUUUAGCAGGGUUUGAGGGUUGAACAUUUGUUUUUUUCCCUCCUUCAAAGUUUGAAUUUGGAUAACUAUUAUAACAUAAAAAACGGUAAGAAGAUUAUAAGGUUUUCUGAUUGCUAGAACUGAAAUUCGCUCACUAUUAGAGCGAGGUCUUCACUUCUGUAGAUUCUUUCUGCUGCCCAAUGCUCAACGAAAACCAAAAAUUUAAACUUUAUAAAGAUGCUUUGUCUUCAAGAAUCAUAAAUAUCUGCCAUUCUUUAAGAAAUCUCAGACGAAACAGAUUCAUAAGAACACAUCCGAGAAGUAUCUUGAAGAACUUUAGUAGUUACUCUUUCUAAACUGUAUUUUACUGAGAAAGUCAUAAAUAUACCUCUGCAUAUCCAUUUUGUGUUCAUUCAGUACAAAUUUUAAAGAUUUUUUACCAAGAAGAUCAUGAAGUUUUUAGAGAGCAGUAUAUUUGAAGCUAUUAAUUCAGCACUUCGUUUUCAAACUGGCGACUGUUUGAUUCGUGGAAGAAUUGAAAGCUAUUCUUGCAAAAUGGCAGGCGACCACAAGAAGUUGUUUAAAAUGAUGAAUGCUGAGGCUGGCCCAAAUGACCUUCAGGCUCUCUCACCUCCACAAAGCAUGCUUACUGCUACAAGUCCAAAUAAAAACUACAGUCGCAGUCAGAGUGAUGAUGGAGAAGGACAAGGACCUUUAUGUGACACCAUCAAUCGCAAAACAUUGAGCUAUUUAAUAGCCACUUUGAAUGCAUCUUUUCAUCCAGAUUAUGAUUUUAGCCAUGCUAAAAGUGAAGAGUUUAGCCGAGAACAUAGUGUAAGAUGGGUUAUGAAUGCUGUUGACAGCAAACUAAGUGCAAAUGCAAAUAAUGAUUAUGAGGCUUUAAAAGCCCAACUGUGGUCUGCAUUGGACCAUGAAAUCAGUUUGAAUGAAUGCGACAUUUACAGUUACAAUCCUGAUUUGGAUAGUGAUCCUUAUGGAGAAGAUGGUUGCUUGUGGUCUUUCAAUUACUUCUUCUUCAAUAAGCGACUGAAAAGAAUCGUCUUCUUCACUUGCUAUGCUAUUGGAACUCCAUAUUGCACAGAAAAAACAGAGUUUGAUGAUGAUUUGAUCAUGGAAAUGGAUGAUUCUUUUGAGUAGAGAAUAGAAGAUUAAUGGAAUAUUUAAUAGCAAGUUUUAGGUUUUGAAUUGCAGUGUAAUAAUCAUGGAAUUCAAGUGUUCAUUGGGUAGAGUUGAACAAAUGCUGCUCUAUUAUGUCAGAUAAUUAUCUAUCUAUAUAUAUAUAUAUACAUACAGAUAUUUCUUUAUUAUUUUUAAAUGUAUAUAAUUUUAUUAAGAGUAUUGUUUUAUGUAUACAUAUUAUCUAUAUAUGUUGCUUAUUAUAGAAUUUGUUUUUACAGUAAUUCUUAUUCUUGAAGCUUUAAAUAUUGUUCAAAAAAAUUUAGUUAUUCUAUGCUUUUAUUUCACAUCUUUAUAUAGCAAUUCUGCUAAAGUGUAAUUUGAUAUGUCAUUAGUUUGAAACUUCACAAUGAAGUAAAAAUAUAUAUAUAUUACUGAACAUUUGUAGAUAGAUUGAUUGAUUAUAAUAAUUAUUUUUCCCGUUCUUUGCAAAAGAGCAUGUGUAUUAAAAAAAAAUAGUAGCAUAAAAUGCAUUCAAGAUUUGUAUAUAAACAACUCCUCACUAAAUCAUAUGACUUCACUUUUAAAUGUAUUAAAUGUUGUAUGUGAAUUUUUCUUUUUUCAUGCACUUAAGCCUAAAAAGCAUGUUUUGGAGAUGUCUUUUUUUUUUUAUUUUUUUAUAGAUAAUUAUUUAGUUUGCUAUUUGACUAAUGAUAAGUAAGAGUAUCGAUAAUUAAAUCGGUGCAUUUAUAUUCAUUUUGCAGGAAUUAAAUCCUCAAAUGUCAUUUUGUAUGAACCUUAGUAGCAAAAAAAGUAAUUAUGUUGGUUUAGCAAAGCAAUUUUUUUGUUUGUAUAUGUGUUUAGUACUGAAUUUAGAAAUUGACUUUUUUUUAUAAUAUUCUGUAAUAUUCAUCACAAUGAGAAUUCUAACACCAUGGGUACUAUCAACACCUGAGUUUAAGAAAAAUUGUACAUUUCUGUAUGUCAGAUGUAAAAUAAUCUUAUGAAAGAAAUACAUUUUGAUUCAAUACAUUGGAAAAGCUGAUGCAUCAUCAUACGAUACCAGAAUGCCCUUCCCCUGGGAGAAAAAAUCUUUUGUGUCAUCUCAUUAUUCCGUCCUGUCCCAUUUUCCUUGCAUUACUAUGAGUAAUUUAAUUUUCUGAGGCUACUUAAUUGAAAAACUGCAUUUAUGUUCGGAACUCCGCUGAAACCAAAAGUAUUCAUUAGCAUCAUUGAAACACGCACAAUCUGCAUCAUUUAUUUCUGGAUCAUCUAAAGAGUUAAUUAUGCUUUCCACCACCCAUGGUUUUCACUUCUAAAAUUACUGGUUUUAUGUGUUUUGAACUUAUUCAUUGUGUUUGUUAGCUUUUUCAUUUCUUAUUCUUGUAUUUUAUUUGUUACUGGAGUGUUUACUUAUUCUUAUCAGAUUUUUUAGAUCUGAUAUUCUUUGUAAUACUAAUAGAAAUGUUGUAAUUUAAGUAGUUAAUAUCGGUG